AUGGAGGACGGAGGUUUAUGGACUGCCUGUAAAGAAUCUAGGGAGCGUAUGGAGCGUCGCUUCAACGCUGAAUAUUGGUCUCAACUUCGAAGAACUCACGGUCAAAAGCAUGGCAGUAAGUGGGGUCGUUGCGUCGAUUGGAAAGCUGAGGAUCCGGAGCACCAGGUAAUAGGAUAUUUCGAACGCGGCAACAGUGUUCAGUACUUUAACAUCCGUCCCCAUCAAGAUCUAAUACUCCUCCAACCGCGUACCAUAUUACCGGACAUACCCGUCUCGUUCAGGUUUGACUGCAACUCAAUCGCUUUCUUUUCCAAUUUUUGGGGUAUUGGAGGGGCGAGCCAUCUUGCGAUCGAAUUGGACCGCCCGUUCAAUUCAGCAGAUUGGCACGACGUCGCACAGCUCGCAAGCGAGAUGGAAUAUAUGCUUCUCUACCUGUGGGUCAUCGAUUAUAAGCUCGAAGUUCCAAAUUGCGUUCUAGCCGACAUUGACAAGCCAGAGUCGCGCAACGUAUUCCAUGCUAGCGAUCGGGUGUUCGUGGAAGUCACCGAGUGUGACUAUUAUGAGGAAGAUAAAAGUCUCCCUGACGCUUUCGAUUUUGUUGAUUCUGUAGACCACAUUGCCAGGAGCAUGGCCCUCGGACCGUAUCCCGACGAGUCGCCUAUGGAAUUUUAUAGUGCUCCUAAUUUUGGUGUCUUGGCUUGUCUGCGCAAAGAUUAG
Molecule: messenger RNA, 717 nt
Organism: Hypoxylon trugodes
Lineage: Eukaryota; Fungi; Ascomycota; Sordariomycetes; Xylariales; Hypoxylaceae
Exons: 1
Coding region: 1-717 (238 amino acids)
Source: RefSeq, a predicted model, not a curated record